Messenger RNA from Ornithodoros turicata, 3163 nucleotides. RefSeq lists its product as uncharacterized. Gene Ontology annotation, molecular function: protein binding. The transcript has 6 exons. The record is from RefSeq and is a predicted model, not a curated record. NCBI's taxonomy places the organism in Eukaryota, Metazoa, Arthropoda, Arachnida, Ixodida, Argasidae. The coding region runs from base 276 to 989 and encodes 237 amino acids.
CUCGGUGGAGCAAAAGAAAAUCAAGCUCGCUUUGUCGUGCUUCCCGUGAGUGACAGCAGACGCGCUUCAGAACCACGUGCGGUCCAGUAUCAAAGUAUCAUUAUAAACAAGAUUCCGUGGGUCAUCUUUCCUGUGUUCCCUUUUGGAUUAUGUGCUACAUCAGCUAGCAACCGGUGUUGCGCUAUAUCGUGACGAGGAAUUGUGAUUCGUCGACUGCCCGUCUUGUGCCCACUGCGGGAGAGUCUGCGAUUAGGCAAGGAAGAUCGUAGCUAAGAAUGGGAUGCAACCUGGGCAAAGGCUCCCAAGCGGAUGAGACCGACGACAAGGGUUCCAAGAGAUCAGCUACUUCGCCUCAGACACCUCCACCGGAGAUUCUGGGUGAGCGAAAGCAGCGUGAUGAAAAUAUAUCAAACCGGAAUAACCAUGUGGCCGAUGCAAUGGAUAAGGCGGUUGACAGAUUUGUUGAAGAAAAGGAAAAGACGACCCAGCAGUUUUCAGAUCCCGUUAUCGAGUUUGUUCCGGAGAACGAGGUCAAGGAGAUCGAAGCGGCAGCGACGAAAAUUCAGGCCACUUUCCGGGGAUACAAAGUACGCAAAGAAACUGAAAAGGUAGCCAGAAAAGAAUCCAACAGGGAAGCCCAUACAGAAACGAACAUGAAGGAAGACGACGACCAGCCCAAGAACACAUCGUCCGAGCAAGACGAACUGGCGGACUUGGACCUGAAUGACCCAAACCUUUCAAAAGCGGCCUGCGUCAUCCAGGCCACAUUCCGAGGCCACCGGGUGCGAAAGAGUCCCAUCCAUCAAGCUGAGGGGGAAUCUACCGGCAAAGAUGAAACAACGCGGGAAUCAUCCCUCCAAUCAGCGCAGCAGGACGAAGAGGAUGUGCCUGAUGAAAUCAAGGACCUGGACCUCAACGACCCAGAUCUGGCAAAAGCGGCAGUUAAGAUUCAGUCAACUUUCCGGGGUUAUAAGACGCGCAACAAGUAAAGUAAGUCCUAAAGAAUGACCAGCAGCGAAAAGGAAGGAGAGGGACUAACUACGCUAGCCAGAAGAAGGAAGACUCGUCAACUACUUUUCUUAUUAUUUUGUCGCAUUCCUGAAGUUCAUCGACAGUCCAUACACUUGACACUACCAAUUGGCUAGCCAGACAUAGGAGCUCCCGGCAGCACAGCAACGCUAAAUGCAGUGCAAGCAAGAAAAACAAAAGAUGAAGAGCAAAGCAAUCCAACUGAACGAACUCUAAAGAGUUAACUCGGAGCUUCAUGUUCCAAUCUGGUUCCAAUCUCGACGUCCAUCACGAAGAUGUUUGACGGAAACCUGUGUUAUUAAGUUUUGUUAAAUUAGAGUUAUAUCCCGAUAUAGUUGACGACAAAUGGUGUAUGAUCUCCCCUCGAAUCAGUGUCAUGUUUAUUUCCCGCUACGAAUUAGAAAGAGAUGUUCACGGAGCAGAACUUCGCAAAUGACGCUGACCAAUAUGGAACGGUGGAAACUCACGGAAGCACCAGGAUGAGCACCUGGUGCUAUGAGAAUUUAUCCUUCGUGCGCGUCUGUGACCUAGUAGUACUUAGAUCACGUAAUGUAAGGGCCACUGCCAUUACAUUUCCUACCACGCAACUACGUUUAACAAUGCAGCGUUCUUUCGUACUGCAAGUUUGAAAUUAAUCUAGAGGGGUUGGCUGCCCUUGUUGCCGCGAACUGCCAGAUCGCUUUUCGCACCCUCACACUGCCCAGGUAGGGAAACUGACAGUUAGCCACCACAGAUAUGUGUGCAUUGGUGUGCAAUCUUCCAUGACGGUACGUCAGAUUUUCGUCUCCUAAUGUGACACCCCGUUCGUACAUGAGUUCAAUAAGCAGUCAUGGCAUACAGUGCCAUGAGAUCAUGAGGAAAAUAGUGCCAGACAAUUCCAGCAUUCAAUCCCCGCUUCUUCCUUUUAUUUCGUAAACAUGAACCCACCCACCUUCAUUUGAAUCACAUUCAAAGUUGUCUCCUCAAGGAUGCUAAAGAAGUCACUCUUGCUACUUUCGGGGACUUGCGUUGGGGUGCGAUGAUAUUCAUUUCGCAAAAAAUCGAAAGAAGGCACUGGAGCUUGCAGUCGAGAAGAACGUUGCACGGAUCCAGUUAACACAUACACGAGCGACUGAUUCCUCUUUAUUUUAUAGGUCGUUUCAUAAACAAUAAUGGUCACUUUGAUCCCGGUGGCAGAUGAACUAUGUCGAGUUAAGAAGCAUAAUCAUGAUGCCUAGAGCCUCGCCAUUGAUAACUUACACAACGGGUCAUCUGACGUAGACGGUGAGGUACAUUCUGAAACAUGAAUUUAUGUACUCCGAUUCAGCUCUGGGAGAAAUUAAACGUGGUUCUGAGAAUGUAUGAAACCGAUGAAAAUAUGACGUGAAGGUCGGAAUAUGAGCGAUACUGGCGUCGCUACCGUUGAAGAUUCUGGCGUCCAUAUACAGGAUGUGUCACCUAACGUAAAAAAAAAAAGAAAAAGAAAAAACGUUUUAUAAAACCUACCUGUCGGAACGUAUGUGGUCAACUCUAUCUAUCUCGGGGGAGACUUUGCCAGGACUUCUGAGCACUUUUAUCAAAUUUAAUUCGCGUGAAAUUGAAUUUUCCCAAUGGAUCUCCGAAAUUUAGCAGGUCAACCUAACGUUUUUCAGAAAGAAGCAGAAAGCGCAUGUCGGAUUUAUCCCAUCGCAUUGGAAAAUUCGUUCGCUACUGCUUUGGUAAUAGCUGAAAAAAAUACCUGAAACGUCUUUUCGAGGGCCGAGCUCAGUUCUCCGUGAAAUUACUGCAAGAUGCAGUGCAAGAAAAAUGCCCCCCCCCCCUUCUUGUUUCCUUCUCACUCUUCUUUCAGAUAACUCUGCGUUCCAACCAUGCGGCCGUUACCAGCACAAGCUUGGAAAAGGGAAAGUGAAAGGGCAGGUAUAUGGCUUCCUCGCAUCGCUUCUUUCGGAGAUCGGCCGGCAAUUUUCGCGCCUCGAAGUGGCUGUUUUCGCUUUUUUUCCCCGACUAUUAUGAUUGUAGUAGUAAAUGUAUUUUGCAAUAGAAUGCGGUAAGUCCGGCAUGCGCUUUCUGAUUUUGUAAAAAAAAAGUGAGGUUGCGAUUGGCAAAUUUCGGAGUUCAAUUAGGAAAAUUCAACUUCUCUCAAUUAAAUUUUAUA